Molecule: messenger RNA, 1619 nt
Organism: Bombina bombina (fire-bellied toad)
Lineage: Eukaryota; Metazoa; Chordata; Amphibia; Anura; Bombinatoridae
Gene: POLE3
Product: DNA polymerase epsilon 3, accessory subunit
Exons: 5
Coding region: 831-1274 (147 amino acids)
Biological process (GO): DNA damage response; heterochromatin formation; leading strand elongation
Cellular component (GO): CHRAC; epsilon DNA polymerase complex
Molecular function (GO): chromatin DNA binding; protein heterodimerization activity
Source: RefSeq, a predicted model, not a curated record
AUAAAUAUAAAAAUAUCAUUAUAGUGAAAACGCGUUAAAAUGUAACUAAACAUUCUUAUCUAAAAUGAAUAAUGUAUACAAGUGUAAUUAGUGAAAUAAUCAAAUGUAUAAUACAAAUGUGAAUAUAAAUGUAAGGAGGAAUCCCGCCUGUAAUCACAAAACCAAAUCCGAACACCCCCGGUUUAGUCCUCACUGCCAGAUGGAACAAUCCACAAAAAUGCAAUGCAAAAAAAUGCAUGUAAAGGGAUUUGGCAUAAAGUUACAUACAUGUUUACUCCCUCACCCUUCAUACAUUUUCUGUAUUGUAGGGAACCCUGCCCCUCUCUGCUCCCUCCUUUGCUGGGCUGACCACCCACCACUCUUUUUCCCUACCACCACUUCCACCCAGAGGAUUAUUACAGAGUGUUACAGAGAGUGUCAAUCGCUGUAACAAUUGGCGAUCUGGCAGAUGCCUUCUGCCUCUUGGCUAGGCUCCUGUUGUCUAAGCUAACAGCGGGGUCCGCAAAAUGCGCCUCGAUGUUGGUACUACGUCAACACUGUGUGAUGAACAAAGUACUGUGUGUCUUCCAUAUGGAGCAAGGGGUUAAUUAUUUAAAAAAAAAAGUUAACGCUGCAGCUCUUCCUCUGCCCGUCGCAAGCCCUCUUCGCUGGUCCAAAAUGACGAAUCCUGCUUCAUCCAAUCACGGCGUUCACUCAGGCCAUGAUGCCCCCGGGGGGAACGCUGUGAUUGGAGGAAGCCAGAUUCGUUAUUUCUGACGUAAGCAGAGGCUUCCGACUGCCGUGGGAAUCGAUGGAGCAGCUUUCAGGAUUCAAAGCUCUAGCACUUCAAAAUGGCGGAGAGACCCGAAGAUCUCAACUUACCCAACACCGUAAUCACAAGGAUAAUUAAAGAGGCUCUUCCUGAUGGCGUCAACAUCUCAAAAGAAGCGAGAAGUGCAAUUUCCCGGGCAGCCAGUGUCUUUGUGCUUUAUGCAACAUCUUGUGCUAACAAUUUUGCGAUGAAGGGGAAACGAAAAACGCUAAAUGCAAGUGAUGUCUUGUCUGCUAUGGAAGAAAUGGAGUUUCAGCGCUUUCUGACUCCUCUGAAAGAGUCUCUAGAAGCCUAUAGACGGGACCAGAAGGGCAAGAAAGAAGCUACCGAACAGAAGAAGAAAGACAAAGACAAAAAGCCAGACUCUGAGGAUCAGGACAAGAGCCGGGAGGAAGAGAACGAAGAGGAGGAGGACAAAAUGGAGGAGGAUGAAGUUGUAGAAGAUGAGGAAGUGGAUAACUGAGCUGGUGACAUCUUGUGUUAAAGAGAAUUCUGGCCUCAUUGUUCAUUCCUCAGUCUUACAGGGGAGUUUGUUGAACCAUGACUGCUAUCUAGAAACAGCCAAUGACAAUAGGACAAGAACCAGGUGACAUUGCACAAGCAUUGGGCAUGUGUGAGCAAUACACACAAACUACCCAUUAGAUGGAACUAGUUUUUGUUAUCAACUGGAACUUAAUGCUUUUGGAUGUUGGAGUCGUUUUUGUAACAUUAAUACUGAAGAAAAAAAGCUAAAAAUAUUGUUGAACUGUAAAAGGUUUUUUUUUUUUGUUUUUUUUUUUAAUUUAUGUAAAUAAAUGUAUUAACUUUU